Coccinella septempunctata (seven-spotted ladybird) is the source of this 1108-nucleotide messenger RNA. RefSeq names its product corrinoid adenosyltransferase-like. Bases 220 to 912 code for a protein of 230 amino acids. The transcript has 5 exons. The record is from RefSeq and is a predicted model, not a curated record. Lineage: Eukaryota; Metazoa; Arthropoda; Insecta; Coleoptera; Coccinellidae. Gene Ontology annotation, molecular function: corrinoid adenosyltransferase activity.
UUACUUUAUGGUUCAGGGCUACAAGGCAAGGAGAGUUAGGUUAACUCUAUAAUCUUUGUUUACAGGGUGGAAAUACCUGCUUGAAAAUAAUAUUUCAGAGACAACUGCUGUAUUUUUUAUUUUCGUUGACAUAAUUUUGAGGGUAGAAUACAGACAAAGUUCUGAGUUUUAAUUCUAUCGUUUCUAUUCAAGAAAUAUUGUAUUGCUUAUUCCGGUCAGAUGGCCUUGCGUACAGCAUUCAGGUUGGUCCAGUUGCAAUCUGUUAGACACUGUUCUAAAAAGGAAUUUCCAGAAGCGGAAAAGAAAGAAAUAAGACCUUUGAAAACUGAAGAUUUUAAUCUCCAAGCAUCAUUCAGUCGAAGUGGAGAUGAUGGAACAUCUAAAACCAUAAAUGGGGAUGUAUUACCUAAAGAUCACCCAAUUUUCAAUGCUAUAGGAGCUACUGAAGAGCUCCUUAGUUAUUUGGGGUUAGCCAGGGAAUAUGCUUAUGAAAAUGAGCAUGAUUACACCGAUAAAUUGAAAAGAAUUCAGACUAUAAUAAUAGAUAUAAGUACUGCCAUAUCACGUAUCAAAGGAACAAAUGGAGUAAAGCAGAUGCCUAAAAUAUAUACUCAAGAAUUGGAGGAUUGGAUUCAAGAGUAUUCUAAGGAGCUGGCCCCACUGGAGCAAUAUAUAAUUCCAGGUGGAGGUAUGCCAAGUGCCUCCCUUCAUAUUGCCAGGUCUAUCUGCAGAAAAACGGAAAGGAAGGUGAUUCCAUUUGUUCAAGAAGGUACACUUGAUAAGGAAACCUUAGUAUAUUUGAACCGAUUAUCAGAUUUUCUCCUGACAGUAUCUAGAAUUGCAGCAAAAAGAGAUCAAAGAACUGAAAGUAUAUAUAUUCCAACACCAGAUGAAACUAUUCAGUCACAGUAGUAUUCAUUUUCCAUUUGGAAAUUAUUGUUUGGCAUGUAAUUUAUAAUCUUAUAGACAUUAAGGUCAAGACAUGAAUUUGGCUAUUAUGUUGAAUGUACUACUGCUUUCUCUUCUAGUACAAUGAAGUUAUAUAUCAAUUAGGGAUGAGUAAAUGUGUUAAUUCAAUUUGUUGAAUAGAAAAACGAACAUUCAAUAA